GUUUCUACAGUUCUUCUGUGGUAGAUUUUGACGUUGGAGAAGAAGGUUUCGGCAGAUCGGAGUUCUCCUAUUGUGUGCGAUGGCUUCCAAGAGAAUUUUGAAGGAGCUCAAGGAUUUGCAGAAGGAUCCCCCGACUUCCUGCAGCGCAGGACCUGUUGGUGAAGAUAUGUUUCACUGGCAAGCCACAAUCAUGGGCCCUCACGACAGCCCUUAUGCUGGGGGUGUCUUUCUCGUCUCAAUUCACUUUCCUCCUGAUUAUCCAUUCAAACCUCCCAAGGUUUCCUUUAAGACAAAGGUCUUCCAUCCUAACAUCAAUAGCAAUGGCAGUAUUUGCCUUGAUAUCUUGAAGGAGCAAUGGAGCCCUGCUUUAACCAUUUCAAAGGUAUUGCUGUCGAUUUGCUCACUGUUGACGGAUCCGAACCCUGAUGAUCCGUUGGUACCUGAAAUUGCUCAUAUGUACAAGGCAGACAAAGCCAAGUAUGAGCAGACUGCUAGAAGCUGGACUCAGAAAUAUGCAAUGGGUUAGUAUGGUAUGAAUUGAGGACCCCUACCCCUACCCCAACCCCACCCCCACCCCCACCCUCUACCUUUUAUCUGUUGAUUGGAUUUUAUGUAUGGUAUGAAGUAUGAAUUGAAUGGACAACUAAAAGUAAAACUAAAAUGCUGUCUUGGGUUUUAAUUGUGUAUAUGUACCGCCGUAAGUAAGACUUGUACUUACUUUGAGGAUCAUCUAUCUCUAUUAUUGUUUUCAUCACCA
This is a messenger RNA of Andrographis paniculata, 757 nucleotides long. Its product is annotated as ubiquitin-conjugating enzyme E2-17 kDa-like. The coding region runs from base 80 to 526 and encodes 148 amino acids. The record is from RefSeq and is a predicted model, not a curated record. NCBI's taxonomy places the organism in Eukaryota, Viridiplantae, Streptophyta, Magnoliopsida, Lamiales, Acanthaceae. Gene Ontology annotation, biological process: protein polyubiquitination. Gene Ontology annotation, molecular function: ubiquitin conjugating enzyme activity. Gene Ontology annotation, cellular component: nucleus. The transcript is spliced from 4 exons.